AAAAUCUCUCUCUCUCUCUCCCUCCUCCCUCUCCCUUUCUUCAGCUCUUUUAAUUGUUCAUCUGCCUAUUUUAUAUAAAAAUAAUUAUUUAUAAUAAUUAUCUAGCUAAUUCUACUGUUUAGAGUUGAUAAUUACAAAAGUAAUGAUGGAAGGAGGUCCAAUAGUAGUUAACCUGGAAGGAGAAGAAGAGGUGCAGCUGGAUUUACCACCGGGCUUUCGGUUUCAUCCCACAGAUGAAGAGAUUAUAACUCAUUAUCUCACCCACAAGGUUGUCAAUCCCAGCUUCACAGCAACUGCUAUCGGACAAGUUGAUCUCAACAAGUGUGAACCAUGGGACUUACCAAAGAAAGCUAAGAUGGGGGAGAAAGAAUGGUACUUCUUCUGCCAGAGAGACCGGAAAUAUCCCACAGGGAUGAGAACCAACCGGGCCACGGAAACAGGAUACUGGAAAGCCACCGGAAAAGACAAGGAGAUUUAUCGAAAAGCGAAAGGCCAGAUGAGCAGCGGUGGGCUGGUGGGCAUGAAAAAGACUCUGGUGUUCUACAAAGGAAGAGCUCCCAAAGGAGAGAAAUCCAAUUGGGUGAUGCAUGAAUUUAGACUUGAUGGCCAAUUCUCUUACCACAAUUUCCCCAAUAAGUCAGUAGCCAAGGAUGAAUGGGUUGUGUGUAAGGUUUUCCACAAGAAUGCGACAAUGAUGAAUAAGAAAGAUUCGGUGACAGACUCUUUUGUCGUAGAAGGUGUUGAGGGCAGUCCAUCUCUGUCAUCACUCAUGGAUUCUCCGUAUAAUUCAUAUGUUUCGAAUGCAAAUUACAAUGCCAUCAAACACGAAGAGGGUUCGAAAGGGACAAUUUUUGCACCUUCUUUCCCUGCAGCCUCAGAUGGAAAAUUUGCAAACCAAAUGCAACAACAUAGCUACAUGACACCCAAUACAAAUCAUCAAUCUACUCAAAUUACUUAUUUUCAAAAUUACGAUCAAAUGGCGCCAAACUCCAUUUUAGCCUACACUCAAAAUGCAAAUGUUCCAUACCAGGGUUCUUCAAGCAUGGGUAACUACUUGCAACAACAAAGGUUCAGUUCAGUUGCCAGUAACGGACAGUGCAAAGUGGAGCCGUACUCGUCGAAUCUCAGCCGUUCACAGGACACCGGACUCAGCACUGACUUGACGGCGGAGAUAUCCUCCAGGCAAGAAGUGGAAAGAAGCAAACCAACUUAUAAUGCAGAUCAUGUUGAGCGUGCUUCAGCUGGGCAACUUGAAGAUUAUGAUUCUUUCUGGAACUUUCAAGUUUAAGAUCAUUUGUACACAAAAAUUAAUAUAUGUUUAAUUUAUUAUUUCUUUAGGUCAA
Molecule: messenger RNA, 1343 nt
Organism: Daucus carota subsp. sativus
Lineage: Eukaryota; Viridiplantae; Streptophyta; Magnoliopsida; Apiales; Apiaceae
Product: NAC domain-containing protein 92
Exons: 3
Coding region: 143-1288 (381 amino acids)
Biological process (GO): regulation of DNA-templated transcription
Molecular function (GO): DNA binding
Source: RefSeq, a predicted model, not a curated record